Pediculus humanus corporis (human body louse) is the source of this 315-nucleotide messenger RNA. Its product is annotated as popeye domain containing protein, putative. Gene Ontology annotation, cellular component: sarcolemma. Gene Ontology annotation, molecular function: cAMP binding. Bases 1 to 315 code for a protein of 104 amino acids. Lineage: Eukaryota; Metazoa; Arthropoda; Insecta; Psocodea; Pediculidae. The record is from RefSeq and is a predicted model, not a curated record. The transcript has 4 exons.
AUGCCUUCCAUUAUUAUUUUUAAUUUAAUUAAAUUAUUGGUCGUUUCCCAAAACGGCCGAGCUUUGCAUAUAGUGUUCCCUCAUCAGUUCCUCGAUUCUCCAGAAUGGUUCGGCGUGCCAACAGACGAAUUUUUCCAGGUGUCAAUAACGGCCAUGGAAGAAUCACGCGUUUUAAUUUGGCACCGGGAUAAAUUAAAAUUAAGCAUAAUAACAGACCAAUUUUUACAAGCCGUAUUCGAUCACAUUCUAGGAAGAGACGUUGUUAAAAAAUUAAUGCAGUUUGAACCUUUUCAAAGGAAAAACUAUUCGUUGUAA